GAAGCGGCUCCGCCUCCGAGGGAAGCAGAGCGUGGCUGGGAGGCAGCAGAGCCGCGCCAGGAGGCAGCAGAGCCGCGCCGGGAGGCAGCAGAGCCGCGCUGGGAGGCAGCAGAGCCGAAACCAGGAGGGGAGGCAGCAGAGCCGAAACCGAGAGGGGAGGCAGCAGAACCGGGAGGAUCAGAAGCGCGGUUGCAAGCCGGAGGAGGUGCUGCGGCAGGGGCGGAAGCCGAAGAGCAAGGGCGACAACGCCGACGGGUCCAGGCAGGACGCCCAGAACAACGCCGCCACCCCGGUCCUCCGCAGCAGCAGGGAGGCGAAGAGCUUGCAGGCGGCGUGCGACGCGCGCCGGGAGUGCGGCGACCUGUUCUUGCUCUUGCACUUGCUGGAGCCGCUGGCCGCUGCCGAUGACAUGCUGAAGCGCUACCCUGACUUCUUCGUCUACGCGGGCGACGACUGCGCCAACCGAUGGGCGACGUUCCUGCGCGCCUUCGAUCGGCCUGACAAGUUGGCCGGCAGGCUGCGGGAGGCGCUCGGGGUGACGGAGGAGGAGAUUUCCGACGCCAAGCGCCGACUGGAGAGCGGGGAGUGGCACUUGCACCACGUCGCGGAGCUCCUGGACGAGCGCCUGGGCUUCGCCCACGGCGCCCACUCCGUGGCGGCCGCGGUCCGCCUGGCGGCGAGCGACGCGUCGGCCGCGCUGGGCGACGGCAACCCGCUGAGGGCGCACCUGGCGGAGGCGUGGCAGCGCAGAUCCUGCAACCGCGGCCCGCCCCGGCACGCCGCCAUGCCUGCGCGCCUUCGGGAUCGCUCUGAGUGGUUCCAGUGCCCCGCGCCCGCCCUGCAUUAUGCCUGCCGCAUGUGCGAGGCCGAGUUCCCCAACAGGGAGGCGUUCAAGGCGCGCCAGGGCAGAGUCCACGGGGGGCAGCGGUGGUACCAGUCGCAGUAUGUGGCGCGGUGCGAGCUGGAGCCCUACCAGCCGUCGCCGACCGAGGAGCGCCAGGUGGUUGCCAGGUUCCGCAUCUCCCAGUUCUGCGCCACCGUCGAUCCCGUCGACGAGCCGUUCGUCCCGAAGCUCGACUCGGAGAUGCAGAAGCAGCUCGUCCACGCGGAGAUCGUCGGCAGGAUCGCCGGCAAGAUCGGGCAGGCGGCGUGCCAGGCGAGGGAGCCCCGCGCUUUCCAGGCAUGCGUCUGCUGCGCCAUGCAGCAGUGGUCCGAGAACCUCCACUCGGAGUACCUCGUCGGCGACAAGUGCACCAUAAAGGGCCGGGCCCAGUUCGCGGACUGCCUGUCGGCCGAGUGGUAUCACCAACGAUGGCCCCUCAUACCGCGCGACGAGCUGAUGUCGUCGGCCGUGGACUUCCCCCACAACGACUGCGAGGGCUCGCCGACGUCCACGAAGAUACUCUUGCACAAGAGGCGCGUGCCCCCGGAGGCGCUCGAAGAGAAUGUGCCAGUGAAAGUCUGCGAGGAUUGCCGGAGAGACCUGUGGUCUGAUCACCCCAAGGUGCCGCUGAUGGCGUUGGUGAACGACCUCUGGUUGGGCCGCCACCACCCGCUGCUCAGGAAGGCCGCUCUCGCACACCAGAUGCUGCUCGCGCUCGGCCGCGUCGUGUCCACGAAGAUCUACCUGUCCAGCAAGGGCGCCGACAAGGCCGUCCGGCAGGAGCAGCAGUCGUGGGGGCAGAAGUUCUUGCAGUACGCCAUGCAGGGCACCGCCAUCGUGUUCGGGAACGGGAACGUGGACCAC
Messenger RNA from Prorocentrum cordatum, 1747 nucleotides. The record is from the annotation of a GenBank genome assembly. NCBI's taxonomy places the organism in Eukaryota, Dinophyceae, Prorocentrales, Prorocentraceae.